This is a messenger RNA of Nematolebias whitei (Rio pearlfish), 1549 nucleotides long. Its product is annotated as L-lactate dehydrogenase B chain. Gene Ontology annotation, biological process: carboxylic acid metabolic process. The record is from RefSeq and is a predicted model, not a curated record. Gene Ontology annotation, molecular function: L-lactate dehydrogenase (NAD+) activity. Bases 129 to 1130 code for a protein of 333 amino acids. The transcript is spliced from 8 exons. Gene Ontology annotation, cellular component: cytoplasm. NCBI's taxonomy places the organism in Eukaryota, Metazoa, Chordata, Actinopteri, Cyprinodontiformes, Rivulidae.
GAUACAUCCUCCUCCUCCUCCUCCUCCUCCUCCUCCUCCUCUCACCCUUCGUGUUGUGCUCGCACGGACAGACACCUUUCAGCAGGACCACCCCACGGAUCUUAAACCUUCUUGUAAACUCAUUCAUCAUGUCAGUGCAGCAGAACCUCAUCACCGCCGUGGCCAGCCCCGCCCCAGAGCCUCCCAGAAACAAGGUGACCGUGGUCGGAGUGGGCCAGGUCGGCAUGGCCUGUGCCGUCAGCAUCCUGCUGCAGGACCUUUGCGAUGAGAUGGCUCUGGUUGAUGUGAUGGAGGACCGCCUCAAAGGAGAGAUGAUGGACCUGCAGCAUGGCAGCCUUUUUCUGAAGACCCCCAAGAUUGUUUCAGAUAAAGACUAUGCUGUGACCGCCAACUCUCGUCUCGUAGUGGUGACGGCUGGUGUUCGCCAGCAGGAGGGCGAGAGCCGUCUCAACCUGGUGCAAAGAAACGUCAACGUCUUCAAGUGCAUCAUCCCACAGAUCAUGAAGUACAGCCCCAACUGCACCAUCAUUGUGGUGUCCAACCCUGUUGAUAUUUUGACCUAUGUAACCUGGAAACUGAGCGGCCUGCCCAAGCACCGCGUCAUUGGCAGCGGCACCAACCUGGACUCAGCCCGGUUCCGUCACAUGAUGGCUGAACGUCUCGGCAUCCACUCAAGCUCCUUCCAUGGCUGGGUUCUGGGCGAGCAUGGCGACACCAGUGUGCCUGUGUGGAGCGGCGCUAAUGUGGCAGGAGUCAAUCUACAGAAACUAAACCCAGACAUUGGCACUGAUGCUGACAAGGAACAGUGGAAGAAAGUGCACAAGGAUGUGGUGGACAGUGCUUAUGAAGUAAUCAGGCUGAAGGGUUAUACCAACUGGGCCAUCGGGAUGAGUGUGGCCAACCUGACUGAGAGCAUCCUGAAGAACCUGAGCAGGGUCCACCCUGUCUCCACCAUGGUCAAGAACAUGUACGGUAUCGGUGAGGAGGUCUUUCUGUCUCUGCCGUGUGUUCUGAACAGCAGUGGCGUCUGCUCUGUUGUCAACAUGACCCUGACUGCCGACGAGGUGGGCCAGUUGAAGAAGAGUGCUGACACACUGUGGGGGAUUCAGAAGGACCUGAAGGACCUGUGAUGAGAGAGUCCUGUCGCCCCGCUCUUUUUCUGCUCUUCUCUGACUGUACGGGUCUUUUUGAAGGAUCAUAUGAGUGUAUUUUAAAUCUGACCCUGCCAGUCAGCUGCUCCAUUCAGUCUAAAAGUCACUGAUAUAUUUCCUCUAAUAAGACCUGUUUAACCCCCCACCUUCUUUAGAACUUGUUUGUGUUAGCAGGUGGAAGUUGAUCUGUGCUUAGUUUCUGUUCCUGAUGAGCUCCUUCCUUUCUGCUCCAGUUUUUAUCUGUUCGAGGGAGCUGUCUGGUUUGAAAGAACCCUAAAAUUUGCAUUAGAUUGUACCUGACCUUCGUCUGUCUGUAACUUUACUGUCAACUCAGUGAAACGUGACAAUCAGCUUUGCUGGUAACAUCAACGUGUGGCUUUAAUAAAUCAUCAGAAAGA